AUGGCGCUGCCACGAUCACUUCUGCAGUACAUCUGCAGCCUCGUCCUCCUGGUCGGCGUCUCGCAUGCCCUCAAGUUUGAGCUGCAGGCCAUGCCUGCGCAUUAUGACAACAAGAUGCGAUGCAUACGGAACUUUGUCGCCAAGGACACAUUGGUGGUGGUGACGUCCAUCGUGAGCGGGUCCAAGGGUGACGGCAUGGUGGUCAACUUGAACAUCAAGGACGCCGUGGGCAACGAAUACGGCAGGGCAAAGGACGUUGUCGGAGAGCAGAGGACAGUCUUUACAUCACACGCCGACGCGGCAUUCGACGUGUGCUACGAGAACAUCCUGGAUGGCAGCAAACACGUCGCGACCCCUCACAAAACCGUCGAGCUCGAUGUCGACAUUGGCGCCGACGCCAAGGACUGGUCGGCCAUCCAGGCGACGGAGAAGCUCAAGCCGGUCGAGACGGAGCUUCGCCGGAUCGAGGAGAUGGUGGCUGAGAUUGUGGGAGAGAUGGACUACCUCCGCGUCCGCGAGCAGAAGCUGCGCGACACCAACGAGAGCACCAACGCCAGGGUCAAGUGGUUCGGCAUGCUCACCACCUUCCUGCUCAUUGCACUGUGGGCCUGGCAGAUCAUGUACCUGCGCGCCUACUUUAGGUCCAAGCAUCUCAUCUGA
Pyricularia pennisetigena is the source of this 660-nucleotide messenger RNA. RefSeq lists its product as uncharacterized. The record is from RefSeq and is a predicted model, not a curated record. The coding region runs from base 1 to 660 and encodes 219 amino acids. The transcript has 4 exons. NCBI's taxonomy places the organism in Eukaryota, Fungi, Ascomycota, Sordariomycetes, Magnaporthales, Pyriculariaceae. Gene Ontology annotation, cellular component: Golgi apparatus; endoplasmic reticulum-Golgi intermediate compartment; COPII-coated ER to Golgi transport vesicle. Gene Ontology annotation, biological process: endoplasmic reticulum to Golgi vesicle-mediated transport; intracellular protein transport; Golgi organization.